AUGAAUGGAUUCAGGACCAAGCAACUAUGUGAUGGUGCCAAUAGCUCAGCUGCAUCAACAUGUGGAAGGCCACUGGGCCUCGGUUUUAGCUUCAAAACCGGUGAAUUAUAUGUUCUUGACUUCAAAUUCGGCUUCCUAGUGGUUUCGCCUGGUGGAGGGCUUGCAACUCCGCUAGCAACUGGAUUCAAUGGCACCACUUUUGUAUUUCCAAAUGCAUUAGACAUCGACCAAGCUAAUCAAAUCGUUUACUUCACAGAUGCUGGCGCAAUAUUUUUGUCCAGGAAUCUUUCCACGAUCAUCCAGAGCAAUGACACUUCAGGAAAGUUAUACAAAUAUGAUGUAAGGACUAAAACGUUGUCAUUGUUGCUAAAUGGACUGUCUGGACCACUUGGAGUUGCUGUAAGCAAGUGUGGUGCAUACGUUCUGAUUGACGAAUAUAUUGCAUCGAGAGUUCGAAGAUACUGGGUGAGAGGUCCAAAGGCUGGCUCCUCAGAAAUAUUGGUCAAUCUUCCAGGGAGCCCAGAUAACAUUAAAAGAACCAUUUCAGGGGAUUUUUUUGCAGCUGUGACCAUUUUAAAUCGGCACACUUUUCAGACAACUUCGUCUGUUGGGCAAAGGAUCAAUGGCGACUUGGGCAUUGUUGAGGCAACAGUGAACUUGACCGCACAGUAUACAAAUAACUUGAUUAGCGAAGUACAAGAAUUCUUGGGGAAGUUAUACAUAGGAUCCUCGACCGCUAGUUUUGUAGGUGUAUAUGGUCCUUGA
Messenger RNA from Coffea arabica (coffee), 765 nucleotides. The record is from RefSeq and is a predicted model, not a curated record. Lineage: Eukaryota; Viridiplantae; Streptophyta; Magnoliopsida; Gentianales; Rubiaceae.